GUAACAGUUUGGUCAACCUUAGGUUGUAGUUUUGCACUGUAGUAAUCACAGGAAACAGAAUAAGCUUGUGAUUAUGGAAGAAGAAAUUCAGGAACUUAAAAAGCUGGUAGCAAGCUUAAGAGCCGACAAUGAGCAGUUGCGAUAAGGACAGGCUAGCUUAAGUGCUCAGCCGUCCACUUCUUCAGCUUUGCCUAAUGCCCCUCCUACGCCUAGUCUCCCUGUAGCAGAGAGACUGAUUUUUGUACCUAGAGAUAGGAAAUGUCCCAUCUUCAGAGGGAGGACAGGCAUAGGUUUGAGUGAGUGGAUGGAGGAAGCGAAGGUGUGUAUGAGAGCACGACAUCUGUCUGUGGUUGACCAAGCGUUUUUCCUAUUUGAUCACUUGGAGGGAGAGGCUAGAAAUGAAAUAAAGUAUCGCUCUAGUGCAGAGAGAGAGGACCCUGCUAGAAUAUUUGAGAUCCUACAGGAAUUGUAUGGUUGUUCAGAGUCAUAUGUUGCUCUUCAAGAGGCCUUCUUUUCUAGAAGACAACAAGAGGGAGAGAGUCUUCAGGAGUUCUCCCUUACAUUAAUGGGCCUUAUGGAGAGGGUAAAGCAGCGUGCACCUGCUGGUAUGCUGAAUUCUGAGACGUUGCUAAGAGAUCAGUUUGUCGAACAGGUGUUAGACAGUUCCCUGCGUCGUGAGCUGAAGCAGCUGGUACGCAUGAGGCCGGACAGCACUUUGCUUGAGGUUAGGGCUGCAGCAAUCCAGUGGGAACGCGAAGGGGUACCUCAUAGUGGGAGGAGCCGUAGCCAGUCGGUUCCCUCAGUUUAUGGUGUCCAGUAUGGGGUUCGUGGUGGUCCUCAGGUAGCUUCUUUAACAUCAGCAACGGAAAUGAGCCAGAUAAGAGAAAUGCUAAAGCGUCAGCAAGAGCAGCUCCAGCAGCUUAGUGAGAGCAUUUCUCAGUUGCAGAAUUUCCGCCGUCCUAACCAUCCACGCUUUACUGGUCCAGUGAUCUGUAGGCGGUGUAACCAGCCUGGUCAUUUUGCACGAGAGUGUGAUGGGGUGCGUGCCCCCCAUCGAACCCAAUGCCAGUCAGAUUCAGCUGCUCAGUCCCGUUCUGCUUCCAUGGCGGAAAACUAGUUCCCGCCGGACUGCAGAGCCACAGUUUGGGUGGGGAUGUUACUGGCUCACUAGCCACUAUUGGAAGUUUGGGUGCUUCUAAGUUGAUUUCAGUUUGCCCUCAUGCGGAUGUAGUUAUGGGUGGAGUGACAGUCACAUGUUUGGUGGAUACUGGUUCGAUGGUGUCCACGGUUUCUGAAAGUUUUUUCCGUCAGCAUAUGGAGUCUUGGGGUUCGGAGCGCCUCCAGUCGUGUCAUUGGUUGGAGCUUAGAGCUGCCAAUGGUCUUAAGAUUCCUUAUAUUGGCUAUUUGGAACUGGAUGUAUACCUCUGUGGCAAAUUGAUUCCCCACUGCGGUGUUUUGGUUGUGCAGGACCCUUGUGGAGAGGUCCCAGCCAAAGUCCCAGGUGUUUUGGGGAUGAAUGUGAUCAGGAAGUGUUAUCAAGAACUGUUUGGGCUGCAUGGUGUAGCUUGGUCUUCUGUGUCUGGUGUUUCUGAGGCCCCUCAGUCAGUCAUGCAGGCACUGCAGCAGUGCCAGUUUGCCGACUCGCGAGAGUCUCGGAGUGGUCCCGGAAGGGUUAAGGUCAGGGGUAAAAAGGGCUGUCGGAUUCCUGGUGGAGUCAUGAAAAUUGUGGCUGCCACAUGUUCUGAUGUGUAUGCAGGCUCUACUGUUUUGUUUGAACCUUUAGAGUCCGGAUUGCCUUCUGGUUUGCUUGCUUCCCCUGCCUUGGUUCAGGUAAUCAAGGGUACAGCUUAUGUGCCCAUUAUUAAUGUUGGUACGACAGAGCUGGUGGUAUACCCUCGCACUGUUGUUGGCACCUUAAAUGUUGUCAAUGUUGUUAGUCUCCCUGCAGGAAUUACUGAAGUCCCAGCAAAGGUAGCUACGAUGGUGUGCCAGACGGCUUCAGUUAAUGUGCAACAGCAGGUGGAGGACUUGGAUUUGUCCUCCUUGUCCGUGGAAGGACAAGGUCAGGUGAGGUCAUUGCUCAAUCAGUAUAUGACAGUUUUCUCAUCUCACGAUGGCGACCUGGGCUGUACUAAUGUGAUAGCUCAUGACAUUCCUCUGAUUGAUGAUGUCCCAGUUAAACAACGCUAUCGGCGCAUUCCCCCUUCUGAUUAUGAGGUGGUGAAGGACCAUAUCAAUCAGUUACUUGCUUCACAGAUCAUUAGAGAAAGUAGCAGCCCAUAUGCAUCUCCCAUCGUCUUAGUUAGAUAUGACAGCAUAGUCAAGACAGCAACCUUGGCAGCCGGGAUAAAUGGGAUCCUGGUGAAACCAGACGCCAAAAAACCUUACCAGUGUGUAGAGGCAUUAAAGCGACUUGCUGCCUACAAGCAGGCCCAGAGUCAAAAAGAAGCACCUGCUCAGACAGCGGACCCGGAGGAUUCCGAUGUUCACCGAUUCAUCGGGGAGCCCUGGGAAAUCGAGGGUGACGGACUGAUAGUGUUCACCAAUGAACGAUACAAGAUUCACAACCGCAAGUUUAGAACAGACCUUAAAGCCAAAUCUGGCCAAGAUUACCAACAGAGUGUGAAGUGGCUAGAAAGCACUAAAGGCAAAGGGUUUAGUGGAGAUAUAAUUAUGAUAAAUGGUUAUAAUCUCCCCUAUUGUGUGGUGAUCUUUGUCCCCAUCGACGCCUACAGAAAGGGUGAUGACAUCAAAACCUACCGAGGAAAGAUCUGGUGA
Molecule: messenger RNA, 2778 nt
Organism: Xiphophorus couchianus (Monterrey platyfish)
Lineage: Eukaryota; Metazoa; Chordata; Actinopteri; Cyprinodontiformes; Poeciliidae
Exons: 4
Coding region: 1063-2778 (571 amino acids)
Source: RefSeq, a predicted model, not a curated record